This is a messenger RNA of Arachis duranensis, 1941 nucleotides long. Its product is annotated as tubulin gamma-1 chain. Gene Ontology annotation, cellular component: nucleus; gamma-tubulin complex; microtubule. The record is from RefSeq and is a predicted model, not a curated record. Lineage: Eukaryota; Viridiplantae; Streptophyta; Magnoliopsida; Fabales; Fabaceae. Gene Ontology annotation, molecular function: structural constituent of cytoskeleton; GTP binding. The transcript is spliced from 12 exons. Gene Ontology annotation, biological process: mitotic sister chromatid segregation; mitotic cell cycle; cytoplasmic microtubule organization. The coding region runs from base 163 to 1560 and encodes 465 amino acids.
UUGCCACACUUAUUUUAGUGUCUCUUUUCUUCUUCUCCCUAUUCUUUUUUGAACAAGGGUGUCACCCGCUCCGUUAAGCAACCAGAGCGAUCUAAAUUCUAAACCCUAACGUUGGUUGCGUUUCUGGAGAGAAAGAAAGAAAGAAAGGAAGAAAAGGAAGAAAUGCCUCGGGAGAUCAUAACGCUUCAGGUAGGGCAAUGCGGCAACCAGAUCGGCAUGGAGUUCUGGAAGCAGCUCUGCCUCGAGCAUGGCAUCAGCAAAGAUGGCAUCCUCGAAGACUUCGCCACUCAGGGUGGUGACAGGAAAGAUGUGUUCUUCUAUCAGGCUGAUGAUCAGCAUUACAUACCACGAGCUCUGCUCAUCGACUUGGAGCCUCGAGUUAUUAAUGGCAUUCAAAAUAGUGAUUACCGUAAUCUCUACAACCAUGAGAACAUCUUUGUCUCGGACCACGGAGGCGGUGCGGGAAACAAUUGGGCUAGUGGAUACCAUCAGGGGAAGAAUGUUGAAGAGGACAUAAUGGACAUGAUUGACAGAGAAGCAGAUGGCAGUGACAGUCUCGAGGGUUUUGUUCUGUGUCAUUCAAUUGCUGGAGGAACAGGCUCAGGUAUGGGCUCAUACUUGUUGGAGACCCUGAAUGAUCGCUACAGCAAAAAAUUGGUUCAGACAUACAGUGUGUUUCCUAAUCAAAUGGAGACAAGUGAUGUGGUGGUGCAACCAUACAAUUCGUUGUUAACACUCAAGCGACUAAAGCUUAAUGCGGAUUGUGUUGUAGUUCUUGACAAUACUGCAUUGAAUAGGAUUGCUGUGGAACGGCUUCAUUUAUCGAACCCAACAUUUGCUCAAACUAAUUCCUUAGUUUCUACAGUGAUGUCUGCCAGCACAACCACUCUUCGAUAUCCGGGAUACAUGAAUAAUGAUUUGGUUGGUCUUCUUGCCUCAUUGAUUCCCACGCCAAGAUGCCAUUUUCUAAUGACAGGAUAUACCCCUUUGACAGUGGAGCGUCAGGCUAAUGUAAUUCGUAAAACCACUGUACUCGAUGUUAUGAGAAGACUUUUACAGGCAAAGAAUAUUAUGGUGUCUUCAUAUGCUCGGACGAAAGAUGCCAGCCAAGCAAAAUAUAUAUCAAUUCUGAAUAUCAUUCAAGGAGAAGUUGACCCAACUCAGGUUCAUGAAAGUUUACAGAGGAUUCGUGAAAGAAAGCUAGUGAACUUUAUUGAGUGGGGUCCUGCAAGUAUUCAGGUUGCUCUAUCUAGAAAGUCACCAUAUAUUCAGACUGCACACCGGGUCAGUGGUCUUAUGUUGGCAAACCAUACUAGCAUCCGACAUCUUUUCAGUAGGUGUUUGAGCCAGUACGAGAAGUUGAGAAAGAAACAAGCCUUUCUAGAUAACUACCGGAAGUUCCCAAUGUUUGCGGAUAAUGACCUCUCAGAAUUUGAUGAAUCAAGGGAUGAAGUUGAGGCUUUGGUUGAUGAAUAUAAGGCCUGUGAGUCCCCAGAUUAUGUCAAAUGGGGAAUGGAGGACAUGAACAAUAUGCUAACAGCAGAAGGCAGUGCUACAUGAUCCCUAGAUCCAAUAUUAGUAGUGUGAAGACUCCACGCAACCCAAGGCACUACUAUAAGGGAGGGAACUGAAGACUUUAUGUAAGCUGGGAGAGGUUUCUGAUGAGCAUUUUCAACUGUUUUGGGGCUUCAAUGGUUUGCAGUGUGAUAAUUUUGGUUUGUAUGGUCUGUUGAUAAUCAUUUGGACAUCCAACCAAGCGAGAAUUAGUACAGAUUCUCACUGUAUUAAUUCGUUUUAGGAAUAUAUUAUAUGACUGAUUGAUCACUGAUGCUUAGGAAAUUAGGAAUCACAUUUUAUUAUCUGGAUCGCUACUUUAGAAUGAAUGUUGAAUAUUUAAAUUGAUGUGGUGCAUAUAGUUACUUGAUUCAGAUUUGCAUGUUA